Messenger RNA from Ostrea edulis (European flat oyster), 1452 nucleotides. RefSeq lists its product as uncharacterized. Bases 253 to 1158 code for a protein of 301 amino acids. The transcript has a single exon. The record is from RefSeq and is a predicted model, not a curated record. NCBI's taxonomy places the organism in Eukaryota, Metazoa, Mollusca, Bivalvia, Ostreida, Ostreidae.
UUCUAAUGUAUGGUGUGCUAUUAUAGAUAUUAUUCCAAAAUGUAAUUUCAUUCUUUGUACUUUUACAGCCUUUUACCACACUCACACACACAUCUACUCAGCCUCAUCUUCAUGUAUUAUGGAAUACAUUACUGGGAGAAAUACAUAUUCAGAAUUUGUAUUGGAGUAACUGUGUACUUAGUGAAUGGUUAUACUACUGCCUCCGGGGCAGAACAGUAAAAGGAUUACAACUGGCCUGACAAACACAACACAAUGGAUCCAAAUCUAUUGGAAAACAAAAACAUGGAGGAUUCAUCAGGAGAUGUGAGACCUCAGCGGAAUAUAAAAUUGACGGAUAAAGGUCAAGAACAUUUUGAAGACCUCAGCAAAUCGCACCAAGCUCGGAUUGCGAAGGCAUGGAACACAUUGGACAUUUGUUUAAAAAGCAUUGAUAAAACGCGUGAAGAAAUGGAAGAAUUACUCGCUUUGCAUACAGAAAUUAAAAAACUUGGGACUGAAUUAGAAACACAAUGCUCGGACUAUUUACAAUUCCUAAACCGGCAUAAUUCUGACAAUGAACUGGAACUUUUCAACAGAACUUUGAGAGGGUACCGUUUGAUGGUGGACACUUCUUUGAGGAAACUCACACUGAAAAUUGAAGAUCUGAAAUUCAGAGAAAAUGCUUCAAGAUCUUCUAAGCCAACUAUAUCGUCACACAAUCUAAGUCAGUCAUCAGCAGUAUUAAGAAAGCGGGCCAAGGCAGAAGCCCUGAAGGCUUCCCUUAAAUUUGCGGAGGACCAAGCUCUACUGCAGAAGAGACAGGUAGAACUGACACUACGACAUGCAAUUACAGACAAGGAAAAUGCUGAACUAACUGCUGAAAUGAAUUUACUGAGCAUUAAACGUGAAGCAUUAGAGUUAGAAGUUGAAGCACAAGUCUUGGAAAACGAUGAAAGCCGUUCCAUUAAAUCAGUGUUGGAAAACUUAGAAACUGAAAAUUCUCAAAAAAGAACAAGUGCAUAUGUUCAGAACAUUUCAUCAACUUGUAAUGAAACUCAACCAGUGACAGUGUCUCAAAAUCAACCAACUGUUGAACAACAAAAUGAAUCAGAAACUCCACAGCCAUUGGAAGUUACAUCAUCAUCACCCCAUCCAGCUGUGACCAUGACAACUUCAUAACCUUUUAUAUAUGAAGCACCAUUUAUGUCGUCACAACCUUGUAUAUCUACAGCUCCACUCAUGUCAAGGUCACAGUCCCAAACCUACAGAGUCCCAUUUGUGCCAACAUCACAAAAUCAAAUGUAUGGAACUUAAUCAGUGUCAAGAACUCAGCAGUUUCCAGUGGAACUUACAAAGUUUAUCUUAAAGAAAGACUUGCUUUUGUCUCGAUUGACAACAUUUAAUGACAAGCCUGAGUUUUACCCAACUUGGAAAAAUUCUUUCAAGGCAAUCAUGCAUGAACUUGAGGCGGAA